UGAAGAGAACGUCUUCAAAACUCUUUGGUACGAUCCCAGUUACAAAAUUCAUGAUCUUUGUGAGGAGUCCAACUCAGGCAAGCAGACAAGAUAUGGGCAACUGAUAUGGACGGAAACAGGCGACCGUCUUCUGAAAAUUAUCGGUAACGGAGUGGUAAAGGAUGGCUACAAUAUGUUCCUUGCUCCCGGCCAAGCUCACGGUAGGCAAACAGAUGUACAUGUUGCUGUCUACAUCGAAUCCAUGUCUUCCUUCAAAGCGCAGACAAUGGACUUCGAAGUGGACAUGUACCUGGCUAUGGGCUGGUUUGAUCGACGCCUCGCACAUAACUGUACACAUCCCAUCCUUGUCACAAACAAGGUGAUUGCCGAUAGAAUGUGGCAUCCAGACUUGUAUUUUGUAAACUCCAAGUUUGCAUAUCUGCAAGAAGUGACCACUCCAAACUUUCUGGUCAUUGUAUAUCCUGAUGGGCUUGUCUUCAAAUCAAUGCGGCUAGACGUGACACUCAGCUGUAUGAUGGACCUUAAACUGUUUCCCAUUGACCAUCAAGAAUGUCCAUUGACAAUUCAAAGUUGUAAGUUUGAGUAUUAUCGCGCCAAGCUUGCAUACUCAACUUCUAAGUGA
This is a messenger RNA of Cylicostephanus goldi, 622 nucleotides long. NCBI's taxonomy places the organism in Eukaryota, Metazoa, Nematoda, Chromadorea, Rhabditida, Strongylidae. The record is from the annotation of a GenBank genome assembly.